Messenger RNA from Aureobasidium subglaciale EXF-2481, 4146 nucleotides. RefSeq lists its product as uncharacterized. Lineage: Eukaryota; Fungi; Ascomycota; Dothideomycetes; Dothideales; Saccotheciaceae. The transcript has 7 exons. Gene Ontology annotation, cellular component: membrane. The record is from RefSeq and is a predicted model, not a curated record. Gene Ontology annotation, molecular function: ATP hydrolysis activity; ABC-type transporter activity; ATP binding. Bases 1 to 4146 code for a protein of 1381 amino acids. Gene Ontology annotation, biological process: transmembrane transport.
AUGUCUAUCAUCAUGUACUCCCACUAUGUCAACUCUCUGAUGGACGCCGAGACGUAUCCCCGUCUGCCACGAGGUCUAUACAUCUCGUCUGUCUUGGCAUCGCUCUACCUCAUCGUCGCUGUGUACUUUCGAUGGCGCGAGCUACAAAAGGCAUCCAUCAAGAUCGGGUCCAACAGACAUGGUGAUGCAAAAGUCUUGCUCAAUUCAGCCUUGAUUGUCGCCCAAUCUUGUAUUGUGGGCAUAUCUGCGUCCGGACCACUAAAGCUCAACCUUGCUGUGUCGGAAGCAAUCCACCUUGUUGCAAUUAUUGCUCUCUCAAUCUUAUCGCCUCGGGAACAUGACCGCUCGGUAGGGCCAUCGACAUUGCUGGUUGUUUAUCUAUCUGUUAGAACAACGACGAGUAUCUUUAUCCUACCUUUUAUGCGAGGAAAAUUGCCUUUGAUAGUUGUUGCACUGAAAGCAUUCCUGGAGGCAGCAGAUCUCGUCGUCGAGUCUCGGAGCAAAAGGGGCUUCCUAUUAGCAGAAUACCAGGACAUAGCACCUGAAGAUGCAUCCGGACCUUGGAGCAAAGUAAGCUUUGCUUGGAUCAACCCAUUGCUGUUUGUACAACAAACCCUUACAUUUUCACUCUGGUCGUUGCCUCAAGCCCCUCGCCGACUCGACCCUGCACUCUUGCGUCAGAAGAUCCUGGAAGCAUGGGACCAGCGAGCAAAGCCAGAAGGACAAUUGACGUUGCCUCUUACUCUACUACAGUGUCUCUUGCCAGAUUUCGUAACCAUCGCACCUACAAGACUUUUGCUCAUUGUGUUCCGAUAUGCUCAACCUCUUCUGAUAAGCAAAAUUUUGCAGCUGCUCGCCGCCAAUGCCUUGGCUAUCGUCUCGUCAAGAUACCAGCACCAGCUCAACCGUCUCAAGGUCAUGACUAGAGCCGCACUCGUCGGACUCAUCUACGACAAGACCAUCAAUCUGCCCUCAGCUGCGUACAAAGACUACAGUGCUGUCACCCUCAUGAGCACUGACACUGAUGCUCUCGGCAACGUCAGUGGAUUGUUUCACGAGGCUUGGGCUCAGGUGCUGGAAGUUAUAGUCGGCAUGAUCCUGCUGGCCCAACAUAUCGGAUGGUUUUGUCUUGUUUCCCUGCCACUAAUAUAUAGCUGCUCGCAUAUGACUCGAUACGUCGCACCAAAUCUGCGACCUAGACAACACGCAUGGAACCAAGCUACUCAAGACCGAAUAAACAAUAUCGUCACCACGAUUGGUAGAAUCAAGCUCAUCAAAAUGAUUGGUCUGGCAGAAUUCAUCGAGACUCGGAUCAGCGAUCUAAGGCGAUCAGAGAUUGAUGCUUCGAAAGACAUGCGAUGGGUGUCUGUACUCGCAAACACCAGUGCAAAUGCGCUUGGACUCUUCACUCCUCCAAUCACCAUAGUUCUGUUCGCGGCGCUGAGCAAGUCGAGACUCGACGCUGAGACGGCUUACACGACAUUAGCAAUCUUGGUGAUGGUAACACAUCCGGCUAACAUGAUCAUGACCAUCGUGCCUAGAGCAAUAGCAUCUCUGGCCAGUUUCCAAAGGAUCCAAAGUUUUAUCGCCAAACCUGGUCAUCACGAUACUCGCCUUUUGCUUGGGCGAUCAGAAACUGCGAUCGAGUUCGACAAUGUCGAUCUGAAAUUGACAGACGCUACGGAAGCUAUACUGGAAGAUGUCAAUUUACGCAUCAGCAAAGGAUCUAUUGUCAUAUGCACUGGUCCAACUGGAGUAGGAAAGAGCUUGCUUGGCCUAACAAUUGCAGGAGAGGUGCGGCCCUCGGGAGGGUCGAUAUCUGUAAUCAGCAAGCAGACCGCGCUAUGCGCUCAAUCGCCAUGGCUUUCUGGACAGAGCGUUCCAGAGAUCAUCAGGGGUACCCCUAGAACAUCUGAAGUAUACGAUGAUGCUUGGUAUCAGAGAGUUGUCGACGCUUGCUGCAUAGACGAAGCCAUGCAUCACAAUCUCGCCCCGAAGAGGGGUAGAAACGGUUCUGCGAGUCUCUCAGGCGGUCAGAAACAAAGAAUCUCACUAGCCCGUGCUGUAUAUCAGCGAUGUGAAAUUCUGAUCCUCGACGAUCCAUUUUCCGCCCUCGAUCAACGCACUCAAGACAGCGUAAUCAAUAACCUCAUUGGACCUGCUGGUCUGCUCAGGGAGUCACAUACGACUGUGUUUCUGACCACGAAUGCUACGAGGGCAUACUUCCUUGCAGAUAGGAUCCUUCUCUUGGGUCAACGUCAAAUCGAAUUCGAUGGUGACUCGGACGGCUUGCGAUCGCAUCUUAGCAUGACACGUCUGGCUCUUCACGAGUAUGGGAAGACUGAGAUCCAUAAUGAAAAGACACAAUCUUCGCUUGUCACAGAGCAGAAGCUUGCUACCAUAGACAAUGAGCUUGAUGUCGACAGAAGACCUGGAGACAUGUCAGUCUAUGGGUACUAUCUACGAUCAGUCGGUAUCUCCAACAUGCUUGCUCUCUUAGUAUGUACGGCAUUGUACUCCUUCUUUUCAAUCUUCCCUCAAUACUGGUUGAAGUGGUGGACUGAAGCAGGGACCACGAACGACACCUUCUACACAUUCGGCUAUCUAGCCCUUUCCACCAUCGCUUGGAUCUCUACCAGCGCACAGAUGUGGGUCAACUUUAUGAAGCUUGCUCCAAGGUCUGGGAAAGUUCUCCAUGCCAGUCUCUUGAGCACUGUGCUAGAAGCACCCUUAUCUUGGUUCCUGAACAACGAUACCGGAGCAAUCGUCAAUAGGUUCAGUCAAGAUAUCGAAGUGAUUGAUAGAGACCUUCCUUCGGCAUUGGCUGCAUUGUGUACUCAGAUCUUCAAGCUUCUGAUGCAGUGCUCGCUUCUUCUUGCAAGCCAGAAGCUACUGAUUUUUGCCCUGCCAAUCUACUCAAUCGCCGUUUAUGUGAUUCAAAGGGUAUAUCUACGUACUUCGCGACAGCUCAGAUAUCUGGAGCUAGAAUCUAGAUCUGCAGUCUACUCGAGCUUUCUAGAGACGGUCGAGGGAUUAACCACCAUCAGAGCUUUUGGAUGGCAGAAAGAUCAUCUGGCUCGGAACACCGAAAGUCUGGAUCUCUCGCAGCGGGCAUUCUACCUUUUUCUUUGCCUACAACGUUGGUUAAAUGUUGUUCUUGACUUGGCUGUUGCUGUGGUUGCCAUUGUGGUCAUCGGUCUUGCAGUCUUCUACACUGGCGAGAAGUCAAGUGCUGAUGUGGGUAUUGCACUCAAUAUUGUCUUGGUUGCCAAUACGACUUUGUUGAGAUUGGUGGAGUCGUGGACGACAUUGGAGGUUUCUGUCGGUGCUGCUGCGAGGUUGAAGGAAUUGGAAGACACGGUGCCAAAGGAGGACAACCUUGCUGUUGACAUUGUCGUUCCAUCCAAUUGGCCGUCUGCAGGAGCACUUACACUCAAGAAUGUGCGAGUAUGUUACGGCCCUCAUACGGUCCUCAACAACAUCAAUCUCGCCAUCCCAUCCGGCGAAAAAGUCUUCAUCUGCGGCAAAACAGGCAGUGGAAAAAGCACACUCCUAAUGGCACUCUUGAAACUCUGCAUCAUCCAAACCGGUUCCAUCUUCAUCGACGACAAGGAAAUCACAAACGCAUCGCCUUCCCUCUUGCGAUCUCGCUGUUUCAUCGCUGUACCUCAAGAAUCAUUCCAUCUUCCCUCUGUCUCUUUACGGAAGGAUCUCGAUCCCUACGCUAGACAUUCUGAUGCAGAGCUUUUGAAUGUAUUGGAGCUUUUGCAUUUGACUUCUCAUUUUACACUGUACCCAGACACUUCCACUUCUACCCUUACAUCGCCCCUGGACCUGCCUCUGUCGUUCUUCCCACCCCUCUCAUCCGGAAAAUCACAAUUGCUAUCUCUAGCCCGCGCAGUGCUACAAGUAAACAAUGCUAUCAGGAACGGCAGGAAACCGAUCAUCCUCCUAGAUGAAGCAGCAGCAUCUCUAGAUGCAGAAUUACAAGAGUUGUGUGCUAGAGUUGUAGAGGAGCAGUUUUCGCAAAGAGGAUUCACUGUAUUGAUGAUCACACAUAGUGUCAAAGAUCUAGGGGAGAGGGUGAGGAAGGGUAGGGAUAUGGUUCUUAGAGUUGACGGUGGUGGUGUAGAAGUGAUUGGCUAA